Homarus americanus (American lobster) is the source of this 503-nucleotide messenger RNA. RefSeq lists its product as uncharacterized. Bases 122 to 478 code for a protein of 118 amino acids. The transcript is spliced from 3 exons. The record is from RefSeq and is a predicted model, not a curated record. Lineage: Eukaryota; Metazoa; Arthropoda; Malacostraca; Decapoda; Nephropidae.
AUUUUCGCAACCAAUCACAACGCGAGCAGUUGAACCAAUCAGCGUGUUCGGUAAACAAAAGUCGGAAAUCCCGUCAGCCCUGUCUGGCAACUUUAAACGUAAUUGUCUACACAAAACAGACAUGUCCAGGCGCAGGUCACCUAAGUCCCAAGUUCCCAACACCAGUCACCCCAACGUAUGGAAUGUAAAGAUGCCAUUGGAAGUGGCCAUAUGUGUCAUCAAGAUCAUUUUCUUGUCAGCGAUGGUGUUUAUCUCACUCGUCACAAAAUAUUACUACAACCAAGAUAUAGAAGAUAUCACACACAAAAUGAAGGAUGAGACUCAGCUAAAGAUAUAUAUAAGGUCCUGCCAGCUAAAGACAAACAUCUCAAAGAAGAAGGUUGAUUAUUUGACAAAGCAGUUCCUAGCAGUGGAAGAAAUGUAUUGUGAAUUAAGGAGGGAGCUUGAGAAAAAACUUUCAGGGGCUACAAGUAUGUAAAGUAUAUUUAAGUAAUUUAAAAUAU